AUGGAAACCAACAAAGAAAGAAGAGAACAGUUACAACAAGAACAACAACAAAAACAAAUAAAAGAAGCAAAAAAUAAAAAGCAAGAUGAAAAAGAAGAUCCGAUAAUAAAUGUGAUACGAGAAAGUAUUGUGACAUCUACCAAAGAAGCAAAUCAGCCCGAUGACAUUUUGGCUUUCUCUCGGUCUGUUAACAAUGUUGAUUCCUCUCUAGAGUGACUUUUAUGUGAAAUUUUCGCUUGUCUAUUUUCUAUAUAUAUUGGUGAUGUAUAUAUAUAUCUAGCAUAAAAAUGUUCUUUUGAUGACUUUGAUUGAAAUGUGUACGUGUGUUUA
This is a messenger RNA of Erigeron canadensis, 330 nucleotides long. RefSeq lists its product as uncharacterized. The transcript has a single exon. Bases 1 to 216 code for a protein of 71 amino acids. Lineage: Eukaryota; Viridiplantae; Streptophyta; Magnoliopsida; Asterales; Asteraceae. The record is from RefSeq and is a predicted model, not a curated record.